AUGGCGCAUCCCUACUCUUCCACCCCAUUGUACGCAGGCACGCCGUCAUACGCGCCUCAACAGUCAUACUACCCGCCUUUUCCAUCUAAUGGACUACAGCAGCCGAUAAAUACCACUCCAGGGAUCCCUCAGCAGCUUCCGCAACCGCAGUCGCACUCUUCCUACCAACCGCAGCCAUCGCCUGCUACGAAUGGCCCACGAUUCGAUGCCACUUCACAGAUUCGUCCUCCUGCGCCUCCUUUUCAUCCGUUUUCCCCUCCUACCACUACUCCAUUUAAUCCCGAUUUCUUCAAGCAAUUUGCAAGCGCUGGUUUCCCGCCUCCACCCCCUCCAAACUUUCCCCCAGUGCCAAUACCCGGUGCUGCGUAUCCGCAGUUGCCUGGUUCCGUGAAUACCUCCACUCCCUCGCCCUAUCCUCAACAUGUGGCUGCUGGAGCGCCAGUCUUUGGCGCAGGCUUUAAUUCAAAUGAACAGCCUCGCCAGCAUGGGGAAGACCAAUUCAUUGGCGCGCGAACGGGCUCACGAGGAGGAAUGGAGGUUCAGACAGACCCUCAGGUGUAUGGCACGGCAAUGGCUGUCCAGAGUGGGAUCUCACACCCUGCACACCCACAUUCUAAGCGGAAAGAUCGUGACAAGGACCAGACACUUCCCUCUUUUGGAUCGAGAUCAGAUAUCGAUAUGCUGUUCGCGAGCGCUCAAAGUCAGGCUAUGAUAGGUCAAGUUGAACAAGCCGUGAUCUCUUCACGAUCGAAAGAUACAAACAGCGCCGCUGAGCCUGACCUAGAAGCUGAUGGGAAUGUUUCGCCAUACGAUCCGACUCGCCCCGCGCCGAUCAACGACCGAGGACCAAGUGGCUUUGUAUCUUCUAGCAAACCUUCGAAAACAACCAAUCUGAGGCCAGUCGAGAGAACUUACGAUAAUAAGUCUCUUGUUGAGCUGCGACAGCUUGCGAAGGGCGCAGUCUUAUCUCUUGUGCCUCACAAAAUCCUCUACGCAGACCUGGUAAAGGAAGGCAUCAAUCCCCAAGUCCUGCAAGAAUUGUAUGAAGAGCUCGGCCUCAGGAUCGAAGCUGCUCAAUCAAAAGCUCGCGAUGAAUCACACGGUGAGCAACAUUCUAUGGUUGAUGGCAAUGAAUCAUCGACCGCCUCGCAACGGCCGGCCUUGCAGCAGCCCCAGGUGGAAUCGCCGAAAGAUACAGCGACAGUGUCCACGGUGCAAGCAAUAUCGCAUCCCACGAGGAUUAUUCCCUCUUCAACCACCCUUGGCCCAGGUGGGAUCAGUGAGGCCAUAGCACCACCGGCGAUCCUGGAUCUAAGGAAUCAACAGCCGGCUUCAAGUCCCAGUUUGGAGCGGAAAGACCGUAUUGCCCAGCUUCUCGCUGCAAAGACAGGUCGUCCGACACCUAAUCCGACAUCAGCUACGCUGACCCAGCCCGAAGGACCCAAAACACAUGCUCUGACUACAGCUUCUGCAGAGUCAAUCGGCGACGGCGUGCCUUCCUCCAGUCCACAGCCUCGGACGAUGCAACCGUCAGAACCAGUCGCUGUCCCUCAAGGAGCAAGCGGGACGAAACCGAAGGCUCAGACUGAGCUCGUAAAACAGAAAAUGGAACAGUUGAAGCGUGAAGCGCAGGCUAAGACAGGAGGUAAUGCACCUGAAGUUCCUACAGAGCAGGCGGCUCUCGGUCGCGACGUUGGUAGCGACGCUUCAAGAAUGAUUCCCCAAGUUGAAAGCGUCACGUCUUCGUCAGCAACCAAAAUUUCUACUUUUGAGAUUCAACCCUCAAUGCCAUCCCUGAUUCCGGGAUUGUUCAUGAGUUCGAAUGAACCAUCUGGCUUCGACGAAGUUACAAGAUCAGUGAUUGAGGUACCAAUGAGCUCUUCAGGGGGCGAUGGACAAGCGAAUCCUAUCGCCGAGAAUGAAUCGCCUGUCGAUCCUCCAAAUCUCCAACUACUAUCGUCUUCCACUGUCCCGGCAAAACGCCCGGCGGACGCUGAUUCAGCUACGAUGGACAUACCGCUCCCCAAGAAGCAGAACAUGCAACAAGAUCUGCAGUAUACCCCUUCGCUACCCCUUCCGGAAGGCGAAGCCGACUACCAGUCGGAGGGUGAGAUUGUCGAAGAGCCUGGGAGUGACGCUAUGGCGAUGGGAUCAGAUUCAGAACAAGAUAUGCAAGAAGACUACGUGCCACCUGUUCUAAUUCCGACCACUGCCGCGUCAAUAUUCAACAAGCCGACGCCUAUCAAUCAGACUCCGGCAACAGCAUUGCGAACAGCCUCAGUUAGCGACUCAGGAAAGGACGAGCUGUAUCGCGCCAAACAGUCAGAGAUUGAAGCUAUGCGUCGGAAGAUUGCUGAACUUGAGCAGCGGAAUAAGCUCAAACGAACCAGAAGUCAAAUCGAAUCCCCGUCGUCUUCGAACCCUCCGACGCCCGCAGUGACCGGUCAGGAACAACAGUUAGCCAGUUCACCUGUCCCACAAGCUAUCGAACUGCCUGGCGCCUCCCGUCCUUCAACUCAGCGUCAGGCUGCAGGUCCUUCAGCUCCUCCCGUGAUCUCCAAGCUAACUCCUGCACAACUUCAAGAAAGAGAGGCAGUGUUGAAACAGGCACUCCUGAGACAACGUGCUCAACGGCAGCAAGUGUUACAAGACGGCUUGCCUGAUCUGAAUGCGAAAGUGAAAAAGACCGAGACGCGAUUGGAGGACUCGCGCAAAGAGCUGGAGCAAGUUCGUGCAAAAAUUCAAAAUAUGCACAUGGAAUUGAAUCAAUUAGAGGUGCAGGAGAAGAGGUUGCUCGAAGAAGUCUCCAAAUUCGAGGAACAACUGCAGGAAGGUCGAUCUGGUCAGCAACGCUAUUCUGAUGAACUGCAACAAAUCAGGCUUGAAAAGCUUGCCGAAGCUCAAGCAGUUCCUGCAAAAGAGGAGUCCAUCACUUCUCCGGACCCAUCGCAUCCAGCGACAAGCACAAUCUCUGAGUCACAAUUAGACUUGGGCAACGGCCAUCUUGACAAUCAAGAUGAAACUUUGCAGAGGCAGCGAAGUUCGCUCAGCGUGCCCGUCGAGGCUGUGGGCGCCAGUCAGACUGCUGAGGCUGAGGCUGAGGCUGAUGCUGGCACGAAUAGCGAAAAACACCGCGGGCCUCUGAGUCCUUACAAUCCUCAGGAUACUCUUCAAAGUGAGAUCGAGCCCGUCCAGUCACUUGCGUUCGGCGACGCUGCACAGCAAUUUCGAACAGAUGAAAUGGAGAUCUCGCCUGAACCAGAGGAUUAUGUUGAAACGCAAGAGCACUUGCCAGAAAACGUGGAGAUGGUGCAGACACCCGACGAGGCCAUGGAUGUGGACAACGACAGUACUGGUAGUGCCAGCAUGUCUGGCUCAGAUGAUGAGGAGGAGUACGAGCCUGCAGAUGUCGAUACUUCACAGCCUAUGCAACAGUCAGGCGACGAUUCUGAUGAAUAUGACCCUGAGACAGCGCCGGUGGACAGCGUUACGCCGACGACCGUCCCGGAAGAUGGGCUUCAAGACUUUCACGAGGCCUCAGAGCUCGCCGAUGCUAGCCGCCCCCACACAGCCACCGAGACUCCAGUCAACGGAGCGCGAGAUGUCUCAGGGGCUACCGAGUCCGACGCCUCAUACGCGGAGGCACACGCAGGAAUCAAUGGAGUUGGUGCUGUGUCGGAAGUGCCAACAAACACUAAAGAUGAUCUCGAGUCCAGGGAUCAAUUGACUGAUGCUGAUACACUAGUCAGACCACCCCCUGGAUCAAAUCGAGAAACCGACGCCCUUCCCUUCCUGGACGGUACCUGCCCGCCACCUACGCAUUAUGUGCCAUACAAGACACCACUUAGCUCCUUCAAAAACUACCGCUUCCACUCCGACUAUCCAGAUACAGUCAAGACUGGCUAUCGCUCGUUAACGUACAGCAACAACAUCGACCCAUCCCGCCCGCUUUGCCCUACUGAACUUUCCGGCGAAGUUUGUGCUGAUCCUCACUGUGAGGAACAGCAUUUUGCUCAACUUGGACUUCCUGAUGAGAAGAUUCUCGUCCAAAUGAGUUCUGCCGGCGACAUCAAAGACAAAGCUACACGGGACGAAUUCCAUGCUGGGUUGAAGCAGAUUAUUGCCGGGUUGAGGGCCAACGAGGUGAAGGAUUUCGAAAAAGUGGCGGAAGCGCUUUCUGUGUAUCGACGGAAAUUCUUCGCCGAGAGAGAAGAGAAAGAGAGGCAAGAGGACGAUGUUAGCCAACAGGAAGUGCAACAAGAGCACCAAGAACAAGAGAUUAUGGACUCUUAG
Molecule: messenger RNA, 4293 nt
Organism: Fonsecaea multimorphosa CBS 102226
Lineage: Eukaryota; Fungi; Ascomycota; Eurotiomycetes; Chaetothyriales; Herpotrichiellaceae
Exons: 4
Coding region: 1-4293 (1430 amino acids)
Cellular component (GO): exosome (RNase complex); nucleus
Source: RefSeq, a predicted model, not a curated record